Molecule: messenger RNA, 1149 nt
Organism: Symbiodinium necroappetens
Lineage: Eukaryota; Dinophyceae; Suessiales; Symbiodiniaceae
Source: the annotation of a GenBank genome assembly
AUGCCGGACUACAUCACGAGGAAGUGUGAGACGUACCUACGCGCACAACAGGCACUUCAGCGAGUCCUACCUCACCAAGGACCUCGGGGCUCCAGUCGAGGAGCGGUCUCCUCAGGAGGCCCAGGCUGGAGCAGGCGAGCAGGGCAAGCCGCCACGCCAGUCAGUGACCCAGUGGAUGGCUCGACGACCAACCCAGCGGAUGAAGAAGACCGCAGCAGCACGCAGGAAGAUGACCAGUGGCGCUGGGGAGGUUGGCAUACAGGCUGGUCGUGGGGCAGCUGGGAAUCCAACUCUUACGGUUGGAACCGAUGGACCGACACCUACUACCACUCUGGUGCCGAGAAGCGCGAGAGCUUGAUUGACAUCCUGCCGGACUUCGUGCAGGGAUGGUACCUGCUGUUUGACAGUGGCCUGAGCACCAAUGAACGCAACAUGAUACACACAGCGGUGCAAGGCGACUACUCAUUACAGAGGGUGGCUCAGGAGUUGAGAUCUCAAUGGGAUGAGCAUAGCCUACGACAACGAGAUGGUCACGGCCGAGGCCAGGCAAGCUACAUGGGCGAGGAUGACGGGGCCGAUGACGAUGAAGACAUCCUCCAGGAGGGCUACAUGCUGGACAACCUCAACGAGGAAGGACAGGCCUUGAUGACCGAGGCAGAAGAAGACGCACAGCAAGCGCUUGCUGUGAUCCAGCAGGCCCGGAGGACCCUGAAGGAAGCCCGCGCUCGCCAGCAACAGGUGAAACUUUCUCGCCAGUACUUCCGAAAUGGACCACCGCGGACGGGAACUUCGGCGAGCAGUGGGCCUCCAAGGCCUGGCAGCGGGAGCUCAUGGCGACCGGGAGCUCCUCGGGAUGACAGCCGGAUGGUUUGCCUUAAGUGCAACAAGGUGGGACACCGAGCGGCAAACUGCCCCCAGAAGGAGUCCUCCAGCAGCCAGGCGCAGAUGGCGGAUGAGCAGGAUGUGGAGCACGCCCCGUUCAUCUGCUACAGUGAGCAGGCCCUCUCAGCUUCGGAAGAGACAGCCUACAUGACCACACAGGAGGCUGUGAAGGAGGGCUGGUGUGUCCUGGACGGCGGAGCAACCAAGACCUUGGGAAGCAUCAACGCCGUGCAGAACGUGAUAGACAAGAACAUGGAGGACGACGGA